This is a messenger RNA of Glossina fuscipes, 3697 nucleotides long. RefSeq names its product dynamin-1-like protein (gene Drp1). Gene Ontology annotation, cellular component: microtubule; membrane; mitochondrion. NCBI's taxonomy places the organism in Eukaryota, Metazoa, Arthropoda, Insecta, Diptera, Glossinidae. Gene Ontology annotation, molecular function: GTPase activity; microtubule binding; GTP binding. The transcript is spliced from 7 exons. Gene Ontology annotation, biological process: mitochondrial fission. The record is from RefSeq and is a predicted model, not a curated record. The coding region runs from base 452 to 2638 and encodes 728 amino acids.
UUUAAGGAAAAAUUCUCCCCUUUGAACAAUUAAAUCGCUUUCCGAAGCAUUUACAUAAAUAAAAUUUUUAAAAAUUGACGACACUGUUUUAUAAAGAGAUUACAGUAUUCGCGUUUAUACGAGAAUUUUAGCAAAAUUGAAAAGAAAAAGACUGUCUUCUGCAAAUUGAAUAAUAAUACAAAUUACAGACUUUACAAUAUACUCAGUUUAGUUAAACAGCGUAAACAAAUGUACAUUAAAGUGAAUUUUAAGAAAUUAAAUAAAGCACCUUUAAAAUAACGCUGAAUGCUAACUAAUCGUGUACAGGAUAUCUUAGUAAUUGCAGCCUAAAAUAUAUAUAUAGACGGCGUGAAAACAAGAAUAAAUAAAAGAAAAUACAGUCUAUUGUCAUAAAUUAUUAAUGAAAGUUUGAUUGUGUUCAAAGGAAAAUAUUAGUCAGAAUUAAAAGAAAAUGGAGGCUCUAAUACCGGUGAUUAAUAAAUUACAAGACGUUUUUAAUACUGUUGGUUCGGACUCUAUACAAUUGCCACAAAUCGUGGUUUUGGGUAGUCAGAGUUCAGGCAAAAGUUCAGUUCUCGAAAGUUUAGUAGGACGUUCGUUUUUACCACGCGGCACCGGCAUCGUUACUAGAUGUCCCUUAAUCUUACAAUUAAUUCACUGUCCGUUGGAAGAUCGUGAGCAUCGUUCUGCUGAAAAUGGAACUAUGAAUGCCCAAGAAUGGGGUCGAUUUUUGCAUACCAAAAAGAUUUUCACCGAUUUCAACGACAUCCGCCAGGAGAUCGAAGAGGAAACCGAACGAAAGGCUGGCAACAACAAAGGUAUCUGUAGCGAAGCAAUCAAUUUGAAAAUAUUUUCAACAAGCGUCGUUAAUCUGACAUUAGUAGACUUGCCGGGUAUAACUAAAGUGCCAGUGGGUGAUCAACCUGAUGAUAUUGAAACCCAAAUAAAAGAAUUAGUUUUAAAAUACAUUGAAAAUCCAAAUUCAAUUAUUUUAGCGGUAACGGCAGCCAAUACAGAUAUGGCUACUAGCGAAGCUCUGAAAUUAGCCAAAGAUGUUGAUCCAGAUGGUCGUCGAACAUUAGCUGUGGUAACCAAACUCGAUUUAAUGGAUGCCGGUACAGAUGCAAUUGAUAUAUUAUGUGGGCGAGUUAUCCCUGUUAAGUUGGGCAUUAUCGGUGUAAUGAAUCGGUCUCAACAAGAUAUUAAAGAUAACAAAAAUAUAGAAGUACAAUUGAAAGACGAAGAGGCAUUCUUGCAACGCAAAUAUCCCACAUUAGCCACACGCAACGGCACUCCGUAUUUAGCAAAAACCUUAAAUCGUUUGUUAAUGCACCAUAUACGCGAUUGCUUACCUGAUCUAAAGACUCGCGUUAAUGUGAUGUCUUCACAGUUUCAAUCGUUAUUAAAUUCGUACGGUGAAGAUGUUAUAGACAAAAGUCAAACUUUAUUACAGAUUAUCACUAAAUUUGCCAGUGCUUAUUGCUCCACCAUAGAAGGUACGGCACGUAAUAUCGAAACCACUGAACUAUGCGGUGGAGCGCGCAUUUGUUAUAUAUUUCAUGAAACUUUUGGACGCACAUUAGAUUCUAUACAUCCCUUAGCAGGACUAACUAAAAUGGAUAUUCUAACAGCAAUACGUAACGCAACCGGUCCGAGGCCAGCACUUUUCGUACCCGAAGUAUCGUUUGAAUUGUUAGUUAAGCGGCAGAUACGUAGAUUAGAAGAACCCUCGCUACGUUGUGUUGAAUUAAUUCAUGAAGAAAUGCAACGAAUUGUUCAACAUUGUGGCAAUGAAGUUCAACAGGAAAUGUUAAGAUUUCCAAAAUUACAUGAAAAAAUUGUUGACGUUGUUACACAGUUAUUAAGACGGCGUUUGCCAGCCACUAAUGUAAUGGUGGAAAAUCUAGUGGCCAUUGAAUUGGCUUACAUAAAUACUAAGCAUCCCGAUUUUCAUAAAGAUGCUGCCUUAGUACCUAGUCUACUAAAAGCUGAUAACAUGGUAGAUACAUAUACAGCCCAAAAUCCCAGACGCACUAACACACCAAGGGGAACCAACUCAUCACCGCAAGUACUUUCAGCCCAAAACAUACAUAAGCAACAACAGCAACUUCAGCAAGAGCAACAAAAUGAUUCAAUAGAGCAGAACCAUGUCAAUGAGACACCUUUACAUCCAAAUAAUUGGUUAUCGAAUAUUUUGCCACCACAUCAAAAUAUCCCAAGGGAAAGUAUGGAGAGUUCAAAUCAAAACACUCCAAUUCACAAUACAUCGUCAAGUCCGGUAAAGCCAGUGAAUCUCUUACCCGAUGUACCGGCUACUCAAAGUUCCAGACGCUUAACUGAUAAAGAGCAAAAAGAUUGUGAUGUAAUUGAGCGUCUCAUCAAAUCGUAUUUCUACAUUGUACGUAAAUCUAUACAAGAUUCAGUACCAAAGGCUAUUAUGCAUUUUCUAGUUAAUUAUGUUAAAGAUAAUUUGCAAAGUGAAUUAGUUACUCAUUUAUAUAAAUCGGAAAAAGUUGAAACACUUCUUAAUGAGUCAGAUCAUAUUGCGAUACGCAGAAAGGAGGCGGCCGAUAUGUUAAAGGCUUUAACUCGUUCUAAUCAUAUCAUCAGCGAAAUCCGUGAAACUCAUAUGUGGUAAACUUAGCAGAAAGCUCUGCUCUUACUUAAUGUUUAUACUCCAUUCUAUUGCUGUCACGAAUUUCAAAUAGUGCUACAUUUAUCUUAAGAGCUCCCUGGCGCUUCAAUUUUCACAACUAUAUGUGCUGUUAUAGCAAACAAAUGCAUUUCUAAACAAAUUUUUCCUAGCAACUGAUUUUUUGUCACAUCUUUUUUUACAUUCGCUACUGUUCGGAGCCAUGUUCAAUUAUCUUAAAAUGUUCAGAAUUUUCAAUUAACUGGCGCGUUUGGACUUUCUUUGCACUUUUACCGAUCAUGAAACACUUGGAGAGGAUAAAUUAAAUUCCAUAAAUCAAAGAUUUUUUCCAAGCUAAUUUCUUAAAAAUAUAUCAAUCUGUUUAUUGGGCGUUUAAAAAAAUAAUCCUUAGAAAUGUCAUUUUAUGUUAACAAAAUUUCUUUUCAAACUUUCCCAAUUCCAAAAUGCAGAUUAAGAAAGUACGUUUUGAAUUUAAAAAGAAAAAAACAUCUUAGAUUUAAAAAAUUUGAAAGAAGGGCUUUGAUAUCAUAUUGAAAAAUCUCUGCCAUUAUCAGAAUUUCGAACAUUAUUUCUCCAAAGAUCUUUACCGAAAGAGUUUUUCGAAGCAUUAAAUAACCUCCUGUUUGAUUCCAAUUAAUUACCGCAGCGUUGCAGUCAUUGACAGUCGUAAACAUGUAAAACAUAUUUUAUUAUAAUUAAAUUUAACUUCGUUUUUCAUAACAGAUUUUUUUAUUUAUCCUAAAGUUCCUUUUAAACCACGUCUGUUUUUUUCAUGCUUGCAUAGAGUUAACUGUUAACUGUUUAGCACGCUCACAUACGGUUUUGUUUAUUGAAAAAUUAUACGAUCAUAGGUCAUGCUAAACAAAUGCCAACUAGUGUUUAGAAUAAUUGAAAAAAUAAAGACACAAUCAAAUAUUUAAAAAACAUCUAAAUUUCAUUACAAAAACUAUCUUCCAAUGGGACAAGACAUUUUUAUCACCCGUUAGACAUUAGUUUUCAUGCCAUUGAUAUUACAAUUACUAUACUUUAAUCGCAAAUAGUUUG